AUGUCGGCUAAACCUUCAUCACCUUACUCGAUGCUACCUACCUCUCAUUCCACACGAUGGGGUUUAGAUGGACUGGUGGUGAUCCUGUCGACAGUGGCUGUAGCGGUAUCUGCUCCCCGAUUCAGUGCAGAAAAUGAAAUGUACACUGGUCAUCCAGGUGAUGUAAGGGGUGCUGUGGUAGUAUUGGGAUCCGGGGGACUAAUAGGAACCAGCGUUAUUUGUUUAUUACGAUUAAUAACUCGGAUAUUACCUAGAAUAUGGGCUCAUUAUGUGGAUAGAUUAGGAUUCACUUACGUUGCUUUGAUGUGGAUCUGCUGGACUUCAACAACCAUGUCAUUCACAUUGUUCACCAUCGAUUCAUCCCUCUGUCAAUAUACCUUAUCACACCUAGAUAAUUUACCAACUUGUCCAAUCUUAUCGUUCGACUUCACCUUAUUACAUCUUUUAUCAAUCUUGACUUUCGGUCAGGUACUCAAUUAUCUCUCUAUCGCUCUUCGCUCCGAGUCGGAUUCAGAUUCGUCGAAGGGUGAUAAUGAUCGGUUUGUAAUGUGGGAACUGGCUAUCAAUAGUCCCCCGAGUUCACCGGGAAAACGACCUAGAACUCUAAGGAAUACACAUGGGCAGUCGAACUUGGGGGCAGGAGGAGGAUAUGGAUCAACGUCAACUAGCGCUGCUGCUGUUACCAUGGAAAGGGAGAACGAUUCUACAAGUGAAAUCGACAUUAUCCCCCAAGAACCCUAUGUCACACCGAUAGACAAGCAGAAGCGAAGAGAUAAAUUCUCAAGAGGUAGAUUAUGGACUUAUAUCCCCUUGAACCUAUGUUCGCUAGUUGUGGUAUGCACUUCAUUCGCUUCGAUCAAAGUUGGAGAAUUUACUUCCAGUGGGAUAUUCGUUCUGGUCACUGCGUUUGGUGGGAUUUUCCUUUCUCUAGGAUGCCUUAUCACGCAUUUCUCUCAAAAGACAAACCAACCCGAUGAAGAGGGCUUUUCAACAUUCCGAGAUCAUAGUAAAUUACGAAAAGAUAGGAUAUUCGAGGUCGUGCUUGCUGGGAUAUUAUUCCUGAUCUGGCCAAUCUCAGCAAUAUUAUAUACGCUUUUCCCUCCUACACCUUAUCAACCAUGUUCCAAUCCAUCUGCAUCUGCUGCCCCAUCCCCAGGGGAAGAUUGGAACAUUGAUCCCUUCCCGUUAUGUCAAUUGGGAAAGACGGUGGUUAGUCUUUCUUGGAUAGCCAGUUGGAUAUUAUUGACUAGGUUGAUGGGGUUGAUAUUCCCCAUUACAUUAUUGGAUAAUCACAAACCCCCAAGACAAGGUGAAGGUGCAGGGGAGAACGAAGCUUUAUUAAACGGCCAUUCAAAUGCCCUAAAUAUAGAUGCCGGAGGACAAACAAGUCAAACAGGGGGAUCGAAUGCCAAGCCAAAAGUCAAAAAGGGUUGGCAAAGAGUAACGGCUGGUGAAGAGUUUGAACUUGGUUCGGAAGAUGAAGAUGAAGAUGAAUGA
Kwoniella botswanensis is the source of this 1497-nucleotide messenger RNA. RefSeq lists its product as uncharacterized. The transcript is spliced from 7 exons. NCBI's taxonomy places the organism in Eukaryota, Fungi, Basidiomycota, Tremellomycetes, Tremellales, Cryptococcaceae. The coding region runs from base 1 to 1497 and encodes 498 amino acids. The record is from RefSeq and is a predicted model, not a curated record.